Nicotiana tabacum (common tobacco) is the source of this 631-nucleotide messenger RNA. RefSeq lists its product as uncharacterized. The record is from RefSeq and is a predicted model, not a curated record. Lineage: Eukaryota; Viridiplantae; Streptophyta; Magnoliopsida; Solanales; Solanaceae.
ACAUUUGAUUUCAGUUAACAAGUAUGGCUAUCAUAUCUGCGAAGGCCCUGGUGCUUAUACAACUUUCAGUUCUAGUAGUUUGCUCAUUUUUAGAACUGACUCAUGGAAAAGACGUUGAAACUUCGUCUCAUGCAACUCUUCUGCGUUUUAAGUUUCCACCCGUUUCACGUCAACGUCCCCGUAAUCCUCCACCUAGGCAGCAACCACCACCACGAGUUAAGUCGCCACCACCAACUGUUAAGUCUCCACCACCACCAGAGGCUGAUCAGCAACCACCACCUCCUCCACCAGAUGCAGAGCAACCACCACCACCACCAGAUGCUGAACAACCACCACCACCACCGGAUGCUCAGCCACCGUCACCAUCACCAGACGCAGAAUAUAUAGACGCACCAUCUCCAUCACCGGAUUCUCAGGCACCAGUUAUGGCACCGACAAAAUCAGAUGCUCGUUUCGUUGGAAAUACACUAAUCAUGCGUGGCCUUCACUAUUAUGGGAAAAAAUAGUCAUGUAGUAGGAAGGAAUAACAACAGUAUGGAACGAUUAAGUUCGUGUUCGUAAAAUCUUUUUCCUUUUCCCUUCUCUAGUUCUAGUUUAAAAUGAAAGAAAAAUGAAGAUCGGAUGUUGAUUU